AUGCGAUUGCUCAACUAUCUACCGCUGUUGCCCGCGGUGCUGGCUAACCCGCUCAAUGUCCGGUCCACCGCCUGCAACAAUUCCCCCGACCUCUGCGACAAAUCCUACGGCGAGAUUACGCAUCUGGGUGCCCAUGACAGCCCCUUUGUGCGCAGCUCGGAUAGUGUCCUGGCUGGUGACCAGUACUACGAUACCCCUACCCAGUUGAGCGCCGGUGUCCGCCUCGUUACCGCACAGGUACACAAGGAUAACAAUGAAUGGCGCCUAUGUCAUUCAUACUGCUCCUUGCUCGAUGCAGGGCUGUUGAGUGACUGGCUGGCCAAGAUCAAGUCAUGGCUAGAUGAACAUCCCAAUGAAGUCGUCACAAUCCUCCUGGUCAACUCCGACAGUGCCUCAGCCUCUGAACUCGGCGCUGAAUUCAAGACCGCCAACAUCACAAACUACGCGUACGAGCCCGACUCACUCACAACCGCGCCCUCCUCCUGGCCAACCCUCCAAACGAUGAUCGACUCCGGCAAACGUCUCGUCGUCUUCGCCACCCCUUUGACCACCAGCACGGAUUAUCCCUACCUAAUGUCGGAAUUCGACUUCGUAUGGGAGAACAACUACGACGUGACAUCGCCCUCAAACUUCACCUGCGAACCCGACCGACCAACCUCCCUCUCGGGCUCCAUCUCCACCGCCCUAUCCUCCAACCGCCUCCCCCUGAUGAACCACUUCCUAUACUCCACCGAUCUGGCGAUCCUGGACAUCGAGUACUCCAACGCAAGCUACGCGUCGACCACGAACGCGCCCUCCGGCGGCACUGGUAACCUCGGCAGCACUGCGACGAAGUGCAAGGCUGCCUACGGUGGCCGCCAACCUACCUUCAUCCUGGUGGAUUUCUUCAACAAGGGACCUGCAUUGGAUACGGUGGAUAGUCUGAACAAUGUGACCAAUGCGGUGGGACGGACUUCGGUUUCUUCAUCGUCGACUUCCUCGAGUGACGGGUCUACUAUCAAUAACGUGUUCAAGGGGCUCGUUGAGCUGGCCAGCUCAGCCAAGUCCGGCGCUAGCACGAGUAUGGGGGAUUGGGUCUGGGCUGGGGGAAACUGGAAUAGUAUCCUGGGCGGAGGUAUUUCCUUCUAA
Penicillium cataractarum is the source of this 1128-nucleotide messenger RNA. RefSeq lists its product as uncharacterized. The transcript has 3 exons. Gene Ontology annotation, biological process: lipid metabolic process. Bases 1 to 1128 code for a protein of 375 amino acids. The record is from RefSeq and is a predicted model, not a curated record. NCBI's taxonomy places the organism in Eukaryota, Fungi, Ascomycota, Eurotiomycetes, Eurotiales, Aspergillaceae. Gene Ontology annotation, molecular function: phosphoric diester hydrolase activity.